Molecule: messenger RNA, 1943 nt
Organism: Thunnus maccoyii (southern bluefin tuna)
Lineage: Eukaryota; Metazoa; Chordata; Actinopteri; Scombriformes; Scombridae
Gene: katnal2
Product: katanin p60 subunit A-like 2
Exons: 16
Coding region: 89-1654 (521 amino acids)
Molecular function (GO): protein binding; ATP binding; ATP hydrolysis activity
Source: RefSeq, a predicted model, not a curated record
ACCUGCAAGAAGACCGCACACCUGGAACUGCUGAUUUCAAGAACAACUGACGAAUAGCAGAAAACUGUCUCACAAAUCUCUGUAAAACAUGAUGGAGCUUUCAUAUCAAUCUAUGAAAGUCGCUCAUCAGGCCCGGGAGGCGGAUGAGCUGAGGACUGAGAUGAGGAAGAAGAGCCUUCUCAUCCUCAUCUAUCACCACCUGCUGGGGCAAGGCUACGUGGCUGCAGCAGUGGCCUUGGACCAGGAGACUAACGGGGGUGUGAGGAAGUUCGAGGUGUGUGAUAACAUCGAUCUUGAGAUGGUGCUCAUGGAGUACGAGAGCUAUCACUACGUCAAGUUCCAGAAGUAUCCCAAACUUAUCAGAAAAACAGCAGAACCAGGUGAAAGCAGAUAUGCAAGAAGCAGUGGAAUAAAGAGAAGUCCCUGUUCAGCUGUGAAGCCUCUUCCCAAAAUCAACCCGUCCCAGAGGCCACACUCUGGAGGCGGAGCCAAGAAGACCGCAGCCAGUGCACAUUCAAAUGAGGACGGCUCCUCUGUUCCCCCAGAGUCGUCAGAGUUUGGUCUCAACGUUUCCUCCAUCAGGAAUGGACCAGCUGGAGAGGCAGCCAUGAACAAGAAGGGCCACAUGACUGACAGCAGGGGAGCCAGCAGUGACUCAGAGCAUAUGGAACGGCUGCUGAAGCCCCUCAGUGGCUUUUCUGGAAUGAGUGGUGAGAUGAAAGAACUGGCUACAAUCAUCAGCAGGGACAUCUAUUUGCACAGCCCCAACGUGCGGUGGGAGGACAUCAUCGGCCUGGAGGAUGCAAAGCGAUUAGUCAAAGAGGCCGUCGUCUAUCCCAUUAAGUACCCGCAACUGUUUACAGGCAUCCUGUCUCCAUGGAAGGGCUUACUGCUCUAUGGCCCCCCAGGUACAGGUAAGACCCUGCUGGCAAAGGCUGUGGCUACAGAGUGUAAAACAACCUUCUUCAACAUCUCAGCCUCAAGCAUAGUCAGCAAGUGGAGAGGAGACUCUGAGAAACUGGUCAGGGUCCUGUUUGAGCUGGCCAGGUACCACGCCCCGUCCACCAUCUUCCUGGAUGAGCUGGAGUCAGUGAUGGGCCAGAGAGGAACCAGCAUGGGAGUGAUGUCUGUCCUCAGAGGAGAGCACGAGGGAGGUCGCAGAAUGAAGACAGAGCUGCUGGUUCAGAUGGACGGACUGGCGAGAUCAGAGGACCUGGUGUUUGUACUGGCGGCCUCCAAUCUGCCUUGGGAACUGGACCACGCCAUGCUGAGGAGGUUAGAGAAGAGGAUUCUGGUUGGUCUUCCUUCUUCACCAGCUCGCCAAGCCAUGAUGUCUCAUUGGCUGCCUCCUCUUAACUCCACAGGAGGAGUGGAGCUACGAACUGAGCUGGAAUAUGAAACUCUGGCGAAGGAGAUGGAGGGUUACUCUGGCUCUGACAUCAGACUGGUGUGUAAGGAGGCCGCCAUGAGACCAGUCCGCAAGAUCUUUGAUGCUCUGGAGGCACAUCAGGAUGGAGAUAUUGACAUGCCCGCCAUCCAGCUGGAAACCGUGACAACAGCGGACUUCCUGGAAGUCAUCGCGCACACCAAACCUUCGGCCCGAAACCUGAUGGAGAGAUACACAGCCUGGGAGAGAGAGUAUGAGUCUGUCUGACACUCAUACACACAGGGAUGUUUCCACAUGAGAAAAAAAUGCCGACACUACAACAUAUCUGGAUAAGAAUUAUAUUACUGUAUACAAAUGAGCCUGCUGCAGUUACACUUAGCAGGAGCGAAUAAGAGUUGCAAGAAUAUUUAUCAGCAUAUUCUGUUAGCAUGAGCUAUUUUUAUGCUUUGGGUAUUCAUUACUUGCAGAGUGUAGAGUGUGUGUACCCAUUAUAUGACUUCUGGGGGCAUAUUUGAUACUUUAACUAAUUCUCACAUCAAUAAAUCAUCCAACACUU